Messenger RNA from Rana temporaria (common frog), 5487 nucleotides. It is a transcript of the gene SCAP, whose product is annotated as SREBF chaperone. Gene Ontology annotation, molecular function: sterol binding; protein binding. The record is from RefSeq and is a predicted model, not a curated record. The coding region runs from base 195 to 4154 and encodes 1319 amino acids. The transcript is spliced from 23 exons. Gene Ontology annotation, cellular component: endoplasmic reticulum membrane; Golgi membrane. Lineage: Eukaryota; Metazoa; Chordata; Amphibia; Anura; Ranidae. Gene Ontology annotation, biological process: SREBP signaling pathway.
CGGAGUAAGGGGCGGAGCCGUGUGCCGGGUUCUCUCACUCGCCCCUCCGCUGACUGUCGCCGCCGCCGUCGCCGCUGACCGGAUCUCCCGCCUCUCAGGUCGCUCAUGUCCUGGGUCAGUACAGAAGAAGAAGACGCCGCGGAGUAGCCUGGAGGGCGGGUCACGUGAUGGGGCGCAGGUGACAGCCGCUGAGAAUGCCCCUGACUGAUAGACUGCGUGAGAAGAUAUCGCAGGCCUUCCACAACCAUGGGCUUCUGUGUGCGUCCUACCCCAUCCCUAUCAUUGUCUUCACAGCCCUCUGCAUCCUGGCCUGCUGUUACCCCCUGUUGAAGCUGCCUCUUCCAGGGACGGGCCCCGUGGAAUACAUCACCCCUGUGAAGGAUUACUCCCCACCUCCCUCUGAAGUGAACCCCAACGACCGAAGUGAGCGCCCCGAUUGGUAUCUUGGACCUCCCGUGGCCUACGUCCAGCAAGUCCUGGUGAAGGGGGUGGUGUCUCCAUGGGACAAGAACUUCCUGGCUGUGGACGUGUUUCGUUCUCCGUUGUCACGAGUUUUCUCCUUGGUAGAGGAAAUCCGGAACCAUGUGCUCAGGGACAGAGCCGGUCAGAAGAGCCUGGAGGACGUGUGUCUGCAGGUAACCGAUCUGCUGCCAGGACUCCGGAAGCUCCGGGACAAACUUCCCGAACAUGGAUGCCUCCUCCUGUCUCCGGCCAACUUCUGGCAGAACAACCGCGAUCUGUUCAACAACGACCCGGACCUUAUCCGGACCAUCCAGCAACAUGAACCCAAGACCCUGCAGACCUCCGCCACCCUCCGAGAUUUGCUGUUUGGGGUUCCGGGAAAGCAGAGCGGAGUCAGUCUGUACAACCGCAAGCGGAUCGUGUCCUACACCAUCACCCUGGUGCUGCGCAGAUAUGACGCCAAGUUUCUGAACAGUCUGAGGUCCCAUCUGACACAGGUGUAUCCUCACACCAACAGCACCUCCCGGGGGAAGAACAUGGUCCACGUCCAUUUCAAGGAAGAGAUCGGCAUCGCCGAGCUGAUCCCUCUGGUCACCACCUACAUCAUCCUGUUCGCUUAUAUUUAUUUCUCCACUAGGAAGAUUGACCUGGUGAAGUCGAAAUGGGGUCUGGCGCUGGCGGCGGUGGUGACGGUCCUCAGCUCCCUGUUGAUGUCGGUGGGUUUGUGCACCCUCUUUGGACUGACUCCAACCCUCAAUGGCGGGGAGAUUUUCCCUUACCUGGUGGUGGUGAUCGGUCUGGAGAACGUAUUGGUGCUGACAAAGUCAGUCGUGUCCACUCCGGUGGACCUGGAAGUAAAGCUGCGGAUAGCACAAGGGUUAAGCAACGAGAGCUGGUCCAUCAUGAAGAACAUGGCCACCGAGCUGGGAAUCAUCCUGAUUGGUUAUUUCACUCUGGUUCCCGCCAUUCAGGAAUUCUGUCUAUUCGCAGUCGUUGGUCUCGUGUCGGACUUCUUCCUACAGAUGUUCUUUUUCACCACUGUGCUUUCCAUCGACAUCCGCAGAAUGGAGCUCGCUGAUUUGAACAAGAGGAUGCCCGCGGAGGCCUGCAUGCCGCCCGCCAAGCCGGUGACCCGCACCCAGCGAUACGAGCGCCAGCAAGCUUUGAGGCCAAACACCCCUCACACCAUCACCCUGCAGCCCUUCCGAAACCUGCGUCUGCCCAAAAGGCUCCGCCUCAUCUAUUUCUUUGCCCGGACGCGCCUGGCACAGCGGAUCAUCAUGGCCGGAACCGUCGUCUGGAUCGGGAUCUUGUUAUACACCGACCCUACCGGCCUGCGUACAUACCUAACAACGGUGCAGGUGACCGAGCAGAGCCCGCUGGGUGGAGCUGUGGUACCUCCAAUUCCCGUGCCCGUCCUGCCCGCCUCCGACCCCCAGAACACCCUGUCUAUAUUCCCUACUGGCUCUUCCCAGCUCCUGGACAACCAAUCGCAGAGGGACCACCAGGAGAUGUUGGAGUCCCUCCGGGGGGGGUUGGAUGGGAACCCCGGAGGGUGGGGAGGAGAGAGUGGGCCUAAAGACCAGAGCAAAGGCCGACCCGAGAUGAAGGAGGACCAAGCCCACACGGAGGUGACCUGGGGCCCCGAGGAUGAGGAAACUUGGAGAAAACUGUCCUUUAGACACUGGCCAACGCUCUUCAGCUACUAUAACUUCACCCUGGCCAAGAAGUAUAUCAGCAUAUUGCCCAUGAUCCCCAUCACCUUGUACCUGUCUCCGGAGGAGGUGUCGGAGGCUCGGCAUCCCCACGAGGCUCAGCAUUCUCACAUUUUUCUACCCCACCGGGACGGACGGUCGGAGGACGAGAAGCCGGCUGCCCCGCCAUCCAAGUCUCAUGGCCCCGUGGACAUCACCUUGUACCAAGUGGCCGCCUUGGGUCUGGCGUCUGGCAUCCUCCUGGUCCUGCUGCUCUUCUGCCUGUACCGACUGCUGUGCCCCAAAAACUACGGACAGAACGGUUUAUCCCAGCGCCGGCGGAAGAAGGGGGACAUGCCGUGCGACUACUACGAUUACACCCCGCCGGAGACUGAAAUCGUGCCUCUGGUCCUGAGGGGUCAUCUCAUGGACAUCGAAUGUCUCGCCAGCGACGGAAUGCUGCUAGUGAGCUGCUGUUUGGCCGGACAGAUUCGUGUUUGGGACGCUCAGACUGGAGACUGUCUCACGGUUAUUCCCAAACAAGGGCUCCGCAGGGAAAGCAGCGGGAUCUUCGAAUAUCAGGACUCCUGGGACCAGACCUCGGACUGUAAAUACAACCUCGAGGACUCGGUGGAAAACGGUUACCUUCUGAAGCGUCGCAUGACCCCCUCCAAGCCACCAAUCUUCUAUGACCAGCCGGACCUGUCCAACCUCAUUGAUACGAACUUCACGGAGCAGGCGCAGCAGGAGCCGGAGAAUGGUCCGCAGCAGCAGCCGCCUGUGCAGGUGAAGCAGGAGGUGGACAAUGGCGGUUACGAUUUCAGCACUUUGGUUCAGCGAGCCUACGAGGAGCAAAGUGCCUCCAGCAUGGCCACGUAUCCGCCGGUAUUCUCGCCUGCUCUGUACGGGCAGUGCCAGGUGAUGUCAGGGCGGAGCAGGUCCCCUGGAAGCCGAUCGGAGGCAACCUGCAACUCUUUUAGGAGGAAAAGCUCGGCUGAAGAGCUUACGUAUUGUAAUGGGACCUCCUCCCCCAUCUCCAGCUGGACUGAAGAGUUUGACAGCGCGGUGUGGAGUCUGGGGCUCCAGGGUAACUUGAUUGUUGCUGGCCGGAGUAGUGGAGGUCUGGAGGUCUGGGACGCCAUAGAAGGCCUUCUGCGCUGCAGCAACAACGAUGGCCAGAGUGGGAUAACUGCACUGGUUUUCUUAAAUCACCGGAUCGUGGCGGCCCGACUCAACGGAUCUCUGGACUUCUUCUGCCUGGAAUCUCAUAAAUCCACCAGCCAGUUGCAGUUUAGAGGUACGCCGACUCGCUCCUCAGUCCCGAGCUCCCCGUUGUACUGUAAUGAUGAUGUCAUACGGUGUCAGCUGACCCACACGGUGUCCUGCGCCCACCAGAAGCCAAUCACGGUGCUGAAAGCUGCGGCUGGCCGGUUGGUGACCGGAAGUCAGGAUCACACGCUCAGAGUUUACCGUCUGGAUGACGCCUGCUGCUUGUUCACACUGCAGGGUCACUCGGGAGGUAUUACCGCCAUUUACAUCGACGAGACAAUGGUCCUGGCCAGUGGGGGGCAGGAUGGAGCCAUCUGCCUGUGGGACGUCCUGACGGGUAGUCGCGUUAGUCUCAUGCACGGUCAUCGCGGUGACAUCACUUCCCUCAUCUGCACGACGUCGUACGUGAUCAGCAGCGGCCUGGAUGACGUCAUCAGCAUAUGGGACCGCAGCUCCGCCAUCAAACUGUACUCCAUACAGCAGGAUUUGGGCUGCGGUUCCAGCUUAGGCCUCAUCUCUGACAACCUGCUGGUGACGGGCGGGCAGGGCUGCGUGUCCUUCUGGGAUAUCGGCUACGGUGAUCUCCUACAGACGGUGUACCUGGGGAAGUGCGAGGAGGCCCAGCCGGCCCGCCAGAUCCUGGUUCUGGACAAUGCGGCGAUCGUCUGCGACUUCGGCAGCGAGCUGAGCCUGGUCUAUGUCCCAUCUGUGCUGGAAAAGUUGGACUGAGGAGGACAGGCCGGGCCAAGGACUUUUGGGGGAAGCCAGGCUUUAACCCACGAGGGACAGGCGAAGACAAAAACGUUCUCACUAUACUUCCAAUGGAAUUGUGCGAUUAGUUCUUUUUUUCCGGUUUUCCAGGUUACGGCGCCAACCUGUCUCACCUUCGCCGUUUCAUGAUAGAUUUUAUUUUUCUGCUGCGAGGCAGGUUUGUGGUGACCAGGAAAAGGAAGAAAAAAAAAGAAAAGAUUUGUGAUGAAUCCGCGGCCCUCCGCCAUCACACAGGGCGCACCAUGAAUGUCCCAGACUGCGAGCUCUGUACUUUAUUACCGCCUGUGAUCCCGAUCUACAUGGGGGGGGGGGGGCACACGGGUCUGACACAAAGAGGCACUUGAACCGAUCACGCUGCACUUGUUUAAUGAUACAGAGUAUCCUAAAGCACUUCAUUCCACAAUUAUGAGGACGAACGUUCUUUCGUGAUACCGCCGUAAUAUCGGAUCCUCAACCAUCAAAAGAGGCCGGUCUAGGAUGGAUCUUGAAGGCUACUACCUGAUUGCCGUGGUGGACACCACCAUCUUCUAGCUUGAAGGCUACUACCUGAUUGCCAUGGUGGACACCACCAUCUUCUAGCUUGAAGGCUACUACCUGAUUGCCAUGGUGGACACCACCAUCUUCUAGCUUGAAGGCUACUACCUGAUUGCCAUGGUGGACACCACCAUCUUCUAUAACACUACUGUGACAUCACACCCCCUCUGGCUCCGCGUGGUGUCAAAGUAGUGUUAUAGAAGAGGGUGGUGUCCACCAUGGCAAUCAGGUAGUAGCCUUUAAGAUAGAAGAUGGUGUCCACCAUGGCAAUCGGGUAGUAACCUUUAAGAUAGAAUAUGGUGUCCACCAUGGCAAUCGGAUAGUAGCCUUUAAGAUAGAAGAUGGUGUCCACCAUGGCAAUCGGGUAGUAGCCUUUAAGAUAGAUGAUGGUGUCCACCAGGGCAGUAGCCUUCAAGAUGUAAGAUGGUGGUGUCCACCAUGGCAAUCGGGCUAGUAGCCUUUAAGAUAGAAGAUGGUGUCCACCAGGGCAAUCGGGUAGUAGCUUUCAAGAUAGAAUAUGGUGGUGUCCACCAUGGCAAUCGGGUAGUAGCCUUCACGAUGGAAGAUGGUGUCCACCAUGGCAAUCGGGCUAGUAGCCUUUAAGAUAGAAGAUGGUGUCCACCAGGGCAAUCAGGUAGUAGCCUUCAGGAUAGAAGAUGGUGGUGUCCACCAUGGCAAUCAGUUAGUAGCCUUCAAGAUCCAUCCUUGCUGUGGGCAACCGUAAAACUCCAGCGUGCUCCAGACAGCUUUUUUUUUU